This is a messenger RNA of Paramisgurnus dabryanus, 2088 nucleotides long. RefSeq names its product cyclin G2 (gene ccng2). The record is from RefSeq and is a predicted model, not a curated record. Lineage: Eukaryota; Metazoa; Chordata; Actinopteri; Cypriniformes; Cobitidae.
CAUAACUGUAUCUACACACAGAGCCUUACGUUCCCUACGUGACAGCCCAAAUGGGCGGAGCCAAAUUCAACAUCAACAAAAGGAAAGAGAAGCUCAGAAAAACAAGACGAUACGACUCGGAUAUACAAACACAAUAUGCCCUUUUAACAUCUCUGGUUUUGAAGACUUGAAACCCAGAUAAAGUGAAAACAUGGAUGCCUUCAAACUAAUGAAAGAGCUGAAGGCGAAUUUGGAGCAGGAGGUUUAUUAUUUGCCAAAGGAAACGGGACUGAGUUUGAUCGAGUCCACCCAAGAGAAUAGCAAUGGAGUUUCAGCCAAAUGUCGAGAUGCCCGGGUGGAGGAUCUCUGGAGCUUGACCAGUUUUUUUGGUUACAGCGCUCAGACCUUUGUGCUGGCCGUUAACCUGCUGGAUAGGUUUCUAGCCAUGAUGAAGGUUCAACCAAAGUAUUUGGCAUGUAUCAGCCUAAGCUGCCUCCAGAUCGCCGCCCGGGCGACCGAAGAAGAGUGCGAUGUUUCGUCCAGCCACGAGCUCAUUCGCAUCAGCCAGUUCAAAUUUACCGUCUCAGACCUCAGCCGUAUGGAGAAGAUCAUUUCAGAGAAACUGAACUUCCAGUUCAAAGCCGUCACAGCCUUAACCUUCCUGCAUUUAUACCAUGCCAUCGCACUUUCGCACACCUCCGGCAGGAAAAAUGUCCUCAACCUCGACAAACUAGAAGCGGAGUUAAAAGCCUGCUUGUGCAGAAUUGUCUUCUCCAAAGCUAAACCUUCGGUGCUUGCCUUAUCUCUGCUGAUGCAGGAGAUCGAUGCCUUAAAGUCAUCAGACCUCCUAGAGAUCGCCCAUCGCAUACAGAGACAUCUGAAGAUCUCUCAGGCUGACCUGGCGCACUGGCGAGGUCUCGUAGAUCAGUGUAUGAAGCAGUAUUCCUCUCCAGAAUGUGCCAAACCUGACCACAGGAAACUGGUUUGGAUCGUAUCGCGGAGAACUGCGCAGAAUUUGCACAGCAGCUACUGCAGUAUUCCAGAGCUACCCACCAUCCCGGAGGGCGUCUGGGACGAGAGCGAGAGUGAGGACUCGAGUGAGGACUUAAGUUCUGGAGAAGAGUCUCUCAGUAGUUCCUUGGGAAGUGACGCGGAAGGACCCUACUUCCCUCCUCACUUCCGCUCCCAGCGACGCAGACUGUAAUACAUUCGUAACCACUUGCCGAAGAGCACGACCACCAAUGGAGAUGCGUCACUUUUCAAAAAUCAAAGGGGAAGUGAUCGAAUCAACUCUGGAAGCUUUGUGAACUUCCUUGUUAUCUUCCAUGAUGUCAUAGUCUUCUCCUGGCUGAUUCAACAGCAAGGUGCCAUUGUGCCUGGGUUCAGUGAAACCACAAAAUAUCUGAAUUGUAUUUUCAACUUUGUAACUCUUUAGGGCUUGAAAGCCUGUCUACAUCUCUCUUAAUUAUUCAUGUUAAGCUAAAGUGAAAAAAAUCACCGUUGCACAACACUGGCAGCUAAAUUUGUAGACAAAAAAAAUACCUGUAGCCGUAUUGUUUUUAGUAGUCGGUGCAUGUCCGGAUUUGUCAACAUUCCAGGCAGCUCAAUAGUACAUAUCCAAGGUACAGUAGACUGUUAUUUAUUCAACACCGUAGGACUUGUACUUUGGUGCUUUGCACAGUUUUGUAAAAUGAUUGUUAAUGUGUGACCGAAGAAAGCUGUAUGCUUGGAGAACGCCGACUCUGAUCAUACAGGUCAAGAGACGUUUCGUGGUGCACUCGGUGUUAACAGAAAAGUGUGUUUGUUUAUUUUUGCGUGUAUGUGAGGGUGAUGUUGUUAACCUACUUGCCAAUUUAGUACAAGUUUCACAUUAGCCAAUGUUUGUGUGUGUGUGUGUGUGUGUACGAACACAAUUACUGUAUGCUGAAAAUGUGCAUUGCACAAAAAAGCCUAAAAAACCUUAAAAUGUAAAAAAUGUUUAUAUAAAAAUGUACAUUUGUAAAAUGUAAAAAAAACAUACUUUAUGUAUAGCAUCUUGUAGAUAUUAACUUAUUAUUUUUGUCAUGCGAAGAUGAAAAAUGUUGAUGAUUAAAAAAAGCUAUUUUGAAA